AGUCUGUACUAAGAGUUCUCACAACUUUCCGCGUGGGAGCACAUCUCCGAGUCUCCAGAGGAGCUCCGGGGACUCGCCACGCGCCCUCGGGAUCCGCCACCCGGGCGCGCGCCACCAAGACCCAUCUCGAGACUCUGGUUCUCGCCUCGGGUCUGCGGCGAGCGCCGGGCAGCCCUUAAAAGGGGACAGAGCAGAGGGCGCGCGGGGUACGGCGGGCACCUCUGCGGGGAGACACGGCUGCAGGAGCACUCUCCGGGGGACGGGGAAGGAAUGUGGCGGUCCGGGAGGUCGGCGGGGCCUCCCGUCCUGGGGCAUGAGGGCGAGGGCCUCACCUUGCUGCGGUCCUCCUCCUGCUGCAGCAAAUCGGGAACCGCGGCCAUGGCGACGCGGGCCUCUAGCGGGGGCCGCCUGGCUGUGCGAGGAAAGAAGAGACUGGGCCGCAGCCGCCGCCUCGGGGGCGCCUCUCAGGGGCGGCCGCGGCCCCGCCUCCGCCAGCCUCCCUGACCGACGGCGGCAGGAGGCCUCCGGACUCCGCCACCAUCCCAGCAGCCCCGGGAAAGGCCAGCGGCGCGCCACGUGCUCCCCCAGAACGGCCUCCCCCGACCCCGCUGCCGUCCAUCUUGGAGCCGGGCAAAAAAGCUACGCGGGGCCUACCCUCGCUCCGGGCCACGCGGAAGCCACCGACCGCAGGGCCGCGACAAGGACGCGGAGGAACGACCACUCUCCCGGCAAAGCGCGUGUCAAGAAAGCCCGCUCCCUCGUGCGGGAGAAUUUAUUACUCAGCCAGAGUCCAAGAUGGCGACGAUCUGUGACGAGGAAUGCAAAAAUAAAAGUCUCUUAACAUUGCCAGUAGACUAGAGGGAAGUGAAAAGGCAUCUCAAGAUGAAGGCGUUUCAGACCAUCUGCCGGCAGUUCAGAAGUUCUAAGGGGUUUUCUCUAGAACCAACAGCCCGUGUGGAUUUCUCCACUUCCUCUUAUUCCUGUGGCCGGAAGAAAAAAGUGAACCCUUAUGAAGAAGUGGACCAAGGAAAGUACUCUGAUUUAGUACAGUCUGUCUUGUCAUCCAGAGGCCUUGCUCAGACUCCAGAAUCCUUGUUCGAGGAAGAUAAUUUACUGUAUGGACCUGUGAGUAAGUGUAAGCCCUCAAAGCAAGAUGAGGCAGCAAAAGUUCCAGGAAACUGGUGUCCUCUCUACAAUCCAGAGAGAAGCAUGAAGCCAAACGCAACAAGUUCUGUAAUUCCUUUGAGAAUCCCUUUGCAAAGAAAUACAGUUCCAAGUGUGACCAAGGUCCUUCAACAGACCAUGACAUCAGAACAGAUUUUUUAUUUGGAGAGGUGGAAACAGCGGAUGAUUCAGGAACUGGGAGAAGAUGGCUUUGCGGAAUAUUCUUCAAACAUAUUUUUACAAGGGAAACGGUUCCAUAAAGCCUUGGAAAACAUACUUUCACCCCAAGGGGACUUGAAAGAGAGAGAUGAGAACCUCGAAUCUGGAUAUAUCGAAAGUGUCCAGCAUAUUCUGAAAGAUGUCAGUGGAGUGCGAGCUCUUGAAAGCGCAGUUCAACAUGAGACCUUAAAGUAUGUAGGUCUGCUGGACUGUGUGGCCGAAUAUCAGGGCAAGCUCUGUGUGAUUGACUGGAAGACAUCGGAGAAACCAAAGCCUCAUAUCCGAAAUACGUUUGACAACCCACUGCAGGUUGUGGCCUAUGUCGGUGCCAUAAAUAACGAUGCCAACUACAGCUUUCAGGUCCGGUGUGGCUUAAUUGUGGUAGCCUACAAAGAUGGGUCCCCGGCUCACCCGCAUUUCAUGGAUGCUGAACUCUGCUCCCGAUACUGGGCCAAGUGGCUUCUUCGACUAGAAGAAUAUACAAAGAAGGAAAAGAACCAGGAUAUUCAGAAGCCAGAUUAGGGGACAGGACACUGUUUGGGAUCAUUCGGUAGUUCCUCACGGUUUGAGAAAAUAAGUUGUUUAGUGUAGAGAUGCCACAGGAUCUGAGAGCUACAUAACACACAAGUGGAAGUAUUAGUUAAAAUAUAUCACAGCCAAAAAGAUUGAAAAGCCAGAAAAGUUUAGAUUUUAAGGGUUGGACUUGAGUGUAUAAAAGAAGCACAAUUAAGUACAUUUUUUGUCACUUACCUGGAAAAGGGUAAGCAGGAUUCACAGUGUUGGUGCCCCUUGAACACCCCCCAGUCGAACUUUCUGUUAUCCCAAGCAGGAGGCCCAGUCUUUGAACUGAGAUUGGAGAGGGUGAGGCUUGGUGUGCAAGAAGUUUCAUCAGGGCACGGGGUGGGGGGGGGCGGGGGCAAGGAAGGGGCCACGCCCCCGGGCUGCGUGUGGUGCAGGGACUCGCAUCAGCCAACUCCUGCUGCCAACGUAGCUUCCUUAAACUGGUUUUAUAUAUUGAAGUUUUCAAUAUAUAUUUCAUUUGGGGGUACAAAAGCUUCUUCUGUUUAACUUUUUUGGAAAAUAAGUAAGUGAUUCCUUAGCCUCAGAUACACAUUGCUCUCUGGAAAGAUGAAGCAUCUUUGGCAGUUGCCCUUAGCAUGCACUGAAUAACUCCCAGAGGUAUCCGGACCCCAGUCUGAGAUUCGUAAUUAUAGAUAUUUUAGCAGCUAUAUUCUGGUUUGAGUCAAUGAGUCAUGUACAUGGAGACAAAGUAUCAUUUGUGAGAUUUUUCAGAGGGGGAACAAUAAUUUUUGUGUAUUUGAUAAGUAAUGAAAAUUACUAGUUGUCAGUGGGAUCAGGCAACUUAAAUGGCCACUGUAGCUUUGGGGGAAGGCUCUCUGUUUUAUGGGAUGGGUUAGCAUUUAAGUUAGAGCUGUGGUCUUAAACUAGUAGGGUGCUACAAUCACUUUUUUUCUUUCAUUAUCCACUAAUUGUAAGAAAUAAAAUACAAGAUGUGAGUAAAGUAA
Suricata suricatta (meerkat) is the source of this 2909-nucleotide messenger RNA. RefSeq names its product mitochondrial genome maintenance exonuclease 1 (gene MGME1). Gene Ontology annotation, cellular component: mitochondrion. The coding region runs from base 883 to 1905 and encodes 340 amino acids. The transcript is spliced from 5 exons. The record is from RefSeq and is a predicted model, not a curated record. Gene Ontology annotation, molecular function: single-stranded DNA exodeoxyribonuclease activity. NCBI's taxonomy places the organism in Eukaryota, Metazoa, Chordata, Mammalia, Carnivora, Herpestidae. Gene Ontology annotation, biological process: mitochondrial DNA replication.